GCCAUGAGAAGUGUAGACUUUCAUACUCUGUCAGUGGAACGUAUACUCAGCAUUUUGCGAUGAAUGCACCAAAUAACAAUGUCGUAGCUGCAAGGGAUGAGGUUCCUGAUUUCCAUUACGCGGAUAAUUGCUUCAUUUGUGGUUUGAGUAUAAUAAAAGAUGCGAAAACAAAAAUCUGUACAGUCACACAAAAAGAGACGCGUGAUAACUUGAUUGCAAUGGGAAAGGAAAGAAAUGACUCUUUGGGAAUUAGCGUUGUUGAAAGAUUAGAGAACAUUUCUUGCUUAAUUCGCGUACAAGGCAGAUACCACCGGACAUGCAUGUCUCAUUUCAAUGCGUAUGGUUUAAAAAAAAAUAUCGAUGAUCUAAACUGGUCUAGAAUCGAUUCAUUGUUAGAACCUGUGUGGCAAGUUCUUGAAGAAGACAAAAAUGUUAUUCAUUAUUUGUCGAAGUUAGUAGAACUUGUGGAUGAUGACUCUAUAGAUAGAAGGACUGUAGCAGAUCACAUUAAAAAACGUUACGGUGAGGAAGUUGAGUGCAGUAUAAUGGGGGAAAAGAUAUACGUGUAUGCUUCAAAAGUCAUCAUGAUUUUAAUAUGCUUCAGGCCUCAAAUAUAAUGCACAGAGAGAUUCGUAGCAAGCAAUUUGUAAGCGAUAAGUACCCACCGUCCAAUCAAUUUGUAAGCGAUCUUUCCUCCGAUUAUCCACCCCACUUUUCGUUCUUUAUUGAGCACUUUCUCCUUAUCGCUGAAGAAGAGGAAGAUCAAAAAGCAAAGUCUGUGAAGCGAGACAUGAUAUCUCAAUGCAUACUUUCAUUCAUUCAGCCACGUACGUUUUUGUCCACCCUCCACUUGUCGAUUGGGACACUGAUUCUGAGAAAAACAGGUUCCAAGUACAUCAUAAAUCUUCUGCAUGCAUUAGGCGUUUGCACUUCUUACUACAAUAUUGAAUUGUAUGAGGCUUCAACAAUAGUGAAUCCACCCAGAUUGAUAAUCGAAAAACCUUUCGUAC
This is a messenger RNA of Acanthoscelides obtectus, 1010 nucleotides long. The record is from the annotation of a GenBank genome assembly. NCBI's taxonomy places the organism in Eukaryota, Metazoa, Arthropoda, Insecta, Coleoptera, Chrysomelidae.